AUUUGAAAGGUCGUCAAGAUUUGUUGGUCGGUCGGUCGGACGCCCUGUUGAAAUUUGUUUUUUUUUUUCGUUUGUCUCGCUCAUUUUUGUUUUUCUGAAUGACAUUGGGUCUCAAUUGAAAGUUAUGAGGAGACAGUGUCCCGCCUGACAUUGAGUUAUUAUGACAUAAUAAUAAAAAUAUACACAAAAACAACAACAACAACAACAACAACGACAAGAGACUUUUUUUAUUGAAAGUUAUUGAUAAAUUACUUAAAACCCAAAAAGAAAACGAAAGAAGGCAAUGCCAGAAUCGUGAAAGUGACGAAAAUUGUGUGUUUCUUUCGAAGAUGACCUUAAAAGAGCGCGUGUUGAAUAAAAUCUCCAUUAGAUAAAUAAAUAUCUAUGACGCAUAAAUUACUAGACCAUUCAAAAAAAAAACGAAAAAGAACAAUUGGCGAAUAUCGAAUUAACUGUAAAAAUGGGCUGUGGUUGCUUCAGUUUGCUGGCAUCAUGUUUGAAACGCUUGAAGCCAUGUCACAAGGACCAUAAACAAACUAUAAAAAUGGGUACCAAUGCGGAGUGUCUUAGUGUACCCAUAAAGGAAGGCAACGAUGCCGAGCAUGUGCUGUAUCGCGUUAAACGUGGUUCCACCGUGCAUGUUCAUCCCGAUGCUGGUCUGUUGGGGCGUGAAAUUGUUCUCUACACCAAUUAUCCCAUGGAGGGCAAGAAAUUCAAGCGCACCGAAUAUCGAAUCUUAUAUUGGUAUUUGAAAAAUGGUACCAAAAUCACAACCAAUAAAUACAACUCAGCCCAUGUGGUCGAUACGGACAUCUAUACGGAAGUGAAAAUGACAAUGUCGGGAACAUUCCGUUUUUGGUUCCACUACAAGGAUUGUCCCAAACAAUUGCCGGCUGGAUCGCUUUACAUUCAAGUGGAACCCAUCUUGCAUGUUGGCCCCAUUGGAGCCCAAAAAGUCAUACCACUGGAUUCUGUACGUUGUCAAACGGUGUUAUCGAAACUGUUGGGUCCCAUCAACACCUGGGAACAGAAACUGCGUGUCACCAAAGAAUCUGGCUAUAAUAUGAUACAUUUUACCCCAAUACAAGAAUUGGGUGCCUCGAAAUCGGCCUAUUCGUUGCGCAAUCAGAAUCGUGUAAAUCCUCACUUUGCCCCGUCGAAGGGUGUCAAGGUGACAUUCGAUGAUGUGGAGAAAAUCGUCAAGAAAUGUCGCCAAGAAUGGGGGGUUGCCUCCAUUUGUGAUAUUGUUUUGAAUCACACAGCCAACGAAUCGGAAUGGCUAUUGGAAUACCCCGAUGCCACAUAUUCCUGUGCUACAUGUCCCUAUUUGAGGCCUGCUUUCUUACUCGAUGCCGUGUUGGCCAAGUGUGGUGAGGAUAUUGCCAAUGGUUUGCUCGACAGUGUUGGAGUCCCAAAAAUGAUUGAAUGGGAGGGGCAUUUGGAAUCUUUGAGUUUCCAACUGCACACCGUGUAUCUGCCCAAGGUUAAUAUCCACGAAUUGUACCAGUGUAAUGUGAUGAAGUAUACCAACGAAUUUAUUACGCUAUGUCGUCAACGGGAGCCACCCACCAAUGUCGCCAAGACGGAACGUUUUGGCGAAAUUAAACUGAUCACAGAUCCCGAAUAUCGUCGUUUCGGAGCCACCAUCGAUUUGGAAUUGGCCAUGGAUAUUUUCAAUGCUUUCCAUCCGGAUUGCUUUGAUGAAGAGGCUCGUCUGCGUAAAUGUGCCGAUACCUUCCGACGCCAUCUGGAAUGGUUGAACGAGGAGGUACGAUCCGAAAUACAAGAUUAUCUCAACUACGCUGUGGGCAAUUGUCUGGCCGGAAUACGUUAUGAACGUGUACAGGAGGACGGACCCAGGAUUCGAGAAAUAUCCGAAAAACAUAAGGUGUUCAUGGAAUACUUCACCAAAACCAAGGCCCUGGGAAAAUCGUUGCAAGAAAUCGAGCAGGGUAUGUACGGAAAAAUGGGCGAAUUCUUUAUGGCCCACAAUGGCUGGGUCAUGGGUGCCAGUGAUCCGCUAAAAGAUUUUGCCGAAAAGCAGCCCGGCCAUGCCAAUGUCUAUUUGAAACGCGAACUCAUUGCCUGGGGAGACAGUGUAAAACUGCGCUAUGGUCGCAGGCCUCAAGAUAGUCCCCACCUCUGGAGUCACAUGACCGAAUAUGUCCAGACCACGGCCCGUAUAUUUGAUGGUGUACGUUUGGAUAACUGCCAUUCGACACCGUUGCAUGUGGCCGAAUACCUCUUGGAUGCUGCCCGUGAAGUAAAUCCGGAUUUGUAUGUUGUGGCGGAACUUUUCACGAACUCCGACGGCACGGAUAAUGUCUUUGUCAAUCGUUUGGGCAUAACUUCGUUGAUACGAGAAGCUCUAUCGGCCUGGGAUUCCCAUGAAGAGGGACGCCUGGUGUAUCGUUAUGGUGGUGAACCGGUCGGAGCAUUCUUUGUCAAUCCCAAACGAGAUUUGGCACCCAGUAUUGCGCAUGCUCUGUUCAUGGAUCAGACCCAUGACAAUCCUUCGCCGGUCGAAAAGCGUUCGGUAUACGAUUUGUUGCCAUCGGCUGCUUUGGUAUCAAUGGCUUGCUGUGCCACCGGCAGUAAUCGUGGAUAUGACGAAUUGGUGCCACAUCAUAUCCACGUCGUCGACGAGGAACGUACGUACCAGGAAUGGGAGAAAGGUGUCAGUUUCACCAGUGGCAUUGUGGCGGCCAAGCGGGCCCUAAACAUUCUACACGGUCAAUUGGCCGAAGAGGGUUUCAAUCAGGUUUUUGUCGAUCAAAUGGAUCCAAAUAUUGUAGCCAUUACCCGUCAUUCGCCGAAGACCCAUCAAAGUGUCAUCCUGGUGGCUCACACUUCAUUCGGUUAUCCUCACCCGAAUGCUGGGCCCACUUUCGUGAGACCGCUACGAUUUGAGGGACACUUGGAAGAGAUUAUUUUGGAGGCAGAGUUACAUAUGAAAGGUGAUAAACCAUUCGAUCGUCCAGUGCCUUUUAAAAAGGAUGCCAAGGUUGUGAAUGGCUAUCAACAGUUCCAGCUAAAGUUGCGCGAACAUAUUCCAUUGGAGAAGUCGCAAAUUUUCCGACCCCAUCCCGCCUAUGAUGGUAACGUAACACAAUUGGAAUUGAUUAAUUUACGUCCUGGUUCAGUGGUGGCCAUACGCGCCUCAUUGAAACCGGAGAUUGGCAAGAAUUUCGUUAAUCUGCAAACAAUAACCGAAUCCUUGCAUCACAAAAAGGGUUCCCAUUAUGAGGAUCUUGUAAAGGUCGUGGACAAACUUGAUUUUACCGAUCUCAAUCGGGCAUUGUUCUCUUGCGAUCAAGAGGAGCGUGAUUUGGGCUUUGGAGGAGCUGCCUAUGAUAUACCCGACUAUGGUCAGGUGGUGUAUUGUGGCCUGCAAGGUUUUGUGUCUCUGCUAACGGAAAUCUCGCCCAAAAAUGAUCUCGGUCAUCCAUUGUGUAACAACUUGCGUGAUGGUGAUUGGAUGAUGGAUUACAUUGCUGAUCGUUUGCAGCAUCAUGAUGGAACAAAGGGCCUCUCGAAGUGGCUGAAGUCUGCAUUUGACCCGCUGAAGAAGAUACCACGCUACUUGAUUCCCUGCUACUUUGAUGCCAUUGUCAGUGGGGUCUAUGAGGUGUUGGUGAAGAGAGUCUAUCAAUUAAUGCCCGACUCGGUACGUGAUGGCCAUGACUUCCCACAGGCCUUGGCCUUGGCCACAUUGCAAUUCUUGACCGUGUGUAAGUCUGCCAAUUUACCACCCCUCAGCCCAUCACUGGCUGCCCCAAAACCGCCUCAGCAAUGUGUAACACUAUCCGCGGGCUUGCCCCACUUCUCCACCGGCUACAUGCGUUGCUGGGGUCGUGAUACCUUUAUUUCCCUUCGUGGUCUCCUCCUGUUGACUGGUCGCUUCACCGAGGCUCGUUUCAUCAUACUUGGCUUUGCCCAAUGUUUACGCCAUGGCUUGAUUCCCAAUCUGUUGGAUAAUGGUACCAAACCCAGAUACAACUGCCGUGAUGCUGUCUGGUGGUGGAUGCACAGCAUUAAACAAUACAUCGAUCAUGUGCCACAUGGCAAGGAUAUUCUACAGGAUAAGGUGUCACGCAUUUUCCCAUAUGAUGACUCGGAACCACAUCCGGCUGGAAAAUUCGAUCAGGUGCUGAUCGAUGUUAUGCAUGAGGCUCUGAAGGUCCACUUCCAGGGUCUGCAGUAUCGUGAACGUAAUGCUGGCUACGAAAUUGAUGCCCAUAUGACCGACAAUGGCUUUAAUAAUCAAAUUGGCAUUAAUCCUGAAACUGGUUUUGUUUUCGGUGGCAAUCAAUGGAAUUGCGGAACAUGGAUGGAUAAAAUGGGUUCAUCGGAAAAGGCCGGUAAUCGUGGUCGGCCAAAUACUCCACGUGAUGGUUCAGCGGUGGAAUUGGUCGGAUUGCAGUAUGCUGUGUUGAGGUUCAUGCAAUCCCUGUCAGAGAAGGGCAUCAUUGAAUAUGAUUCGGUUACCCGUAAGGGUCCCAAUGGUCAAACCACCACAUGGACCUGGAAGGAGUGGGCAAAUCGCAUUGCUGAGAACUUUGAGAAAUUCUUCUUUGUGACCGAAACCGAAAAGGCACCCUUGGCCAAUAAGAAAAACAUCUACAAGGAUUGCUAUGGUGCCUCGCAGCGCUGGACCGACUAUCAGCUGAGAUGUAAUUUCCCCAUAACCAUGGUUGUGGCACCGGAAAUAUUUAAUCCACAACAUGCCUGGGUUGCUUUAGAAAAGGCCAGAGAACAUUUAUUGGGACCUCUGGGUAUGAAAACAUUGGAUUCAAGCGACUGGAACUACCGUGGCAACUAUGACAACUCUAAUGAUUCCUCCGACUGUACAGUGGCCCAUGGUGCCAAUUAUCACCAGGGUCCCGAGUGGGUAUGGCCCAUUGGUUAUUAUCUGAGAGCACGUUUGAUAUUUGGUAAAAAGUGUGGUCAUUUAAAUGAAACUAUUGCCGAAACAUGGAAAAUUUUGAGGGCUCACUUGCAAGAGAUACAAACUUCCCACUGGCGUGGCUUGCCGGAACUAACAAAUGAAAAUGGCGCCUAUUGCCGGGAUUCAUGUCGUACACAAGCCUGGAGUAUUGCUGCCGUAAUGGAGGUCCUCCAUGAUCUUCACAGUUUGGGCGGCGAUGUCUAAUAUUUUUGAUUGUGAAUCUACUGCCAUCAUGCAUGGGAUUUAUCUAUAUUUUUGUAAUGUUUCUAAAGAAUAUAUAUCAAACCUAGAAUACCUCUGAUAAGCUGUCUCGCACUCAAAUCCUUUAUGAUCGAAAUUUUAAGUACAACUUUUUACAUCACGAAAUAUCAUACGAAUUAUUAACGUAUUCACGUAGUUGGUUGUUAAACGUUCCUCUCUUUUUCGUUCGUAAAAAAACGAAUAUAAAAACCUAUAAGUAGUUCAAAUUGUUA
This is a messenger RNA of Musca domestica (house fly), 5421 nucleotides long. RefSeq names its product glycogen debranching enzyme. The transcript is spliced from 10 exons. Bases 461 to 5152 code for a protein of 1563 amino acids. Gene Ontology annotation, molecular function: amylo-alpha-1,6-glucosidase activity; 4-alpha-glucanotransferase activity. The record is from RefSeq and is a predicted model, not a curated record. NCBI's taxonomy places the organism in Eukaryota, Metazoa, Arthropoda, Insecta, Diptera, Muscidae. Gene Ontology annotation, biological process: glycogen biosynthetic process; glycogen catabolic process.